Messenger RNA from Anolis sagrei ordinatus, 5390 nucleotides. The record is from RefSeq and is a predicted model, not a curated record. NCBI's taxonomy places the organism in Eukaryota, Metazoa, Chordata, Lepidosauria, Squamata, Anolidae.
CUCGAAGGGUCUGGGGAAGGGGGCAAAGGCGCACUCAAAGGAUGAGGCUGUAAGGGGCAAAGCUGGGGGCAAAGGCUGGGCACGUCCAAACACCACUGGGAGACCUGGAGCACUUAGGCUGAGGCCUUGUACGUGUGGGAUCUCUAAAGUCAGGGGAGGCUCAGGGAGAAAGGUUUAGAAGAGCUUUAGAUUGGUAUAGAAAAGGGUUGCAUCUAGAUUGGUAUAGAAAAGGGCUUCAUCUAGAUUGCCAUAGAAAGGUUUAAAAGAUCUUUGGAUUAGUAUAGAAAAGGGCUUCAUCCAAAUCGGUAUAGAAAGGUUUAAAAGAUCUUUAGAUUGGUAUAGAAAAGGGGCUUCUUCUAGAUCAGUUUUUAUCCCACCUCUGUAGAAAAUUUGGAAUAAAAUAGACGUCCAGAAGUGAAUCUGGGUUUCAAAGGCAAAUAUCAAAGCCUUGGGGUGAGAAAUAGAGGGGAAAUUGGUAUGAAAAAGAAGGAUUACGUCUAGUUUGGUUUUAGUCAGCCCUGUGGAAGGUUUUGAAUGAAGCAGACAAAUCAAAAGUAGACCCUUUGAAGAUCUGAGGUGCAAAAGUGUUGUCGUGUUGGAGGGAUACCAAAAAGUUGAGGGCUGGUUUGUAGAAAUAGAGAGAAUCGGUACUGAAAAGUAGGGUUAUAUCCAGACUACCUUUUAUCUCGUAGUGAAAUAGAGAAUUGGUUCUAAAAAGUAGGGUUACAUCCAGUCCACCUGGCAGUGGCAGUGAAAUAGAGAAUUGGUACCAAAAAGUAGGGUUACAUCCAGUCAACUUUUAUCCAGCAGUAAAACUGAAUGGGAAUUGGUACUGAAAAGUAGGGUUACAUCCAGACUACCUUUUAUCCAAUAGUGAAACAGAGAAUUGGUUCUAAAAAGUAGGGUUACAUCCAGUCAGCUUUUAUCCAGCAGUAAAACUGAGUGAGAAUUGGUACUGAAAUUGGUAUCCAGCUGUGAAAUAGAGAAUUGGUAUCAAAAGUAGGGUUACAUCCAGUCCACUUUUAUCCAGCAGUGUAGAAUGUUUUGAACGAAACAAAAUAUCAGAAGUGAAAGGGCAUCAGGGAUAUUAGGAUAUCAAAACAACAGUGGGGUAAGAAGACUGCUAAGAGUGACGGGGAUUUGGGGUAACAUUUUGGGGGUGGAGAGGCUAGUCGGAUUAAAAUUAUAUAGCAUCAUCAAACGGUGUGGGACAUUUUGAAAGAAACAGAAGGCCAGAAGGAAAUGGGUGACAACAUGGAGGGGCAUGCUGAAAGUCAGUCUAGUAAUGAGGAAGAAGAGGAGACGAGGAACCAAGAGAAGCCAAUAGAUGAAAUGGGUAAGAAGGCAUCAAGGUUACUUACUGGGACAGAUGAGGAGUCGACCGGACCAGAACAGGACAUGUCUGAAGAUUUGGCAGAACCGAAUCAGGAGGCAGUUGAUGAUUUGGGGGAAGACGAAGAGAUUGAAAAAGAGGUGGCUUUAGAUGUGAUUGAAGAAGAAGCUGAAGAGAUGGCAGAACUUGAGAAAACCGAGGAGCAAGAAAAAACUGGGCCAUCAAGUGAACAAGAUCACGAUGAAACGAAUGUAAGCCCAGAUGAAAGGGAAGCUGAAGGUGACACUGGAGAGGAGAUGGAAGAGGAACUUGCACUUGUAGAAGAAGUGCCAGCUGGAGAAGAAGAUGAAUUGAUUCUUGAAGUAGAUGGAAAGGAGUCUAGGGAUUUGGCAGGAGUAGAGGAUGGGGAGGAAGAGGAACAUGCAGAUUCUGAGGAAGGGGAUCAAAAUGAAGAUGUUAUGUUAAUUGGAAUCGAGAAAGAAAUUCAGGAGAUUAUUGGUGAGGAGGAUUUGGUAAUGGAAAAGGCUAAAGAAGUGUCAGGAUCAGAACGUAGGGAUACAGAGGGAGAGAGCGGAGAGGAUGUGUCUGAAUCAGUAGAAAAUCAGGAAGAGGUUGAGAAGUUGUCAGGACUGGAACAAAGAGAAAACCUGGAAAAGACUGAAGAGGAACAGGAAAGGGCACCUGCAGUUGACCAGGAAAAAGCUGAGGAGGCACCUGGUACAGAUGAAAGGGAGCUGCCAGAUGUAACUGUUGGAGGAGAUGCUGCAUCAGCAGAGGUUCAGAGGGAGCAGGAAGAGUUGGUGGAGUUCAUCCAGGUAGAAACACAGGUGUUGACUGAAGAGGGAGUUGAGGAAUCAACCAUAGAUCAGAGACAGGAUCAAGUGUUGGUUGAAGCAGGCGAAGAGACACUUGAAGUGGAGAUUGGGAAAGAAGACCUGGCCUCUGGAAUGGAUCAGACCGAGAUUAUGUCAGAAGCAGAUCAGAGCAAGACAGAGAGCAAGACUGCAGAAGAGGAUAUAGUAUCUGCAGCAAAUCAGAGGGAGAUUGAAGGCUUGACAAGGGUAAGCCAAGGAGAGAUGGAGCAGUUAACGGGAAAUGAGGGUAUGUCACCAGCAGAUCAGUUGGAAGCUGAGGCAGUCUUAGAAAAGAGAGCUGUAGAUGAAGUUGAAGAGGCCGGGGUAAGUCAAGGAGAAGUGGAGGAAGAAAUUAAAAAGAAAGAUGUGGAUGAGGUGGAAGUCAUGGAGACACCUGGAACAGAAGAAAAGAAAGCAGAGGAUGUGGAUUUAGCUAUGGAACAAGACAAGGCAGAAGAGACAGAGGAUGAUGCAGGAGUGACAGUUAGUCAGGGGGGAGUGGAAGACUUGUUAAGAGCAAGCCAAGAAAAGCUGGACCAGGUAACAAUAAGAGAGGAUAUAAUUCCUGAAGUGGGUGAGAAGGAAGAUGGCACAGUACCAGAGGAGGAUACUGUAAUUCAGAGGGAGACUGAAGAUUUGAUAGGUGUAAGUCAGGGAGAGGUAGAGCAGGUAACUGGAAAUGAGGAUGUUACACCAGCAGUAGAUCAGGUGGAAGCUGAGGCAGCCCUAGAAGAUUUGAGGAAAGAGAAAGAUAUAGACAGGGCUGAAGAGGUCAGUGUAAGUCAAGCUGAAAUUGAUGAGAUUAAAAAAAUGGUUGAUGAGAUAGAAGCUGUGGAGGUGCCUGGAACAGACGAGAAGAAAGCAGAGGAUGUGGAUUUAGCCAUGGAUAAGGGCAAGACUGAAGAGGAUGUUGCCAUAGUUGUUGAACGUGAAGUUACUGUAGCGGGAGAUGUGGUAUUAGCAGUGGCUGAAGAGGAUUCAGGGACAACUGAUGUUGCAACUGAAAAAGUGGAUACAGUACCAGCAGUGGCACACACUGAAACACAGGAUACCAUGGAGCAAAAAAUUAUAUUGCCAGAAAGUCUGGAAGAAGCAGGAGAAAAAGCAGAACUGCCAAUGCAAGACGAGGUUCCCAUAAAAGACCUGGAGGGAAUACCUCUGCAAAGUGAUGAGGAGGGGACUAAAGAUAUGGAAUCAAGAGAGACUCAUGAAAAAGUUGAAGAGCUAGUAGCACCAGAAAAAAGAGACAGCAAAGAUCUGGAAGGAUUUGAUCAGGGGGAAGGCAAGCAGUUGGAAUCUUUGGAGGAAACUGGAAAAGAGCAAGUUGCACUAGCCAAGGAUUUGGGUGAGGCAGAGGUAUAUCAGGAUCAGAGAGCAGAGCCAGGUGUAGCUGAGAAGGUAUUAAGUAAAUCUCAACUGGAUGCUGUGGAAAGAAAAAUACCUUCUCAGGAAGAGGUGUUGGCUCGAAGGUCCACAUUUCCUGAGGAUUUAAUAAAAUCAACUCAGGAGAUAGCAGGAGUAGUGCCUGGGGACAUUACAUCCAGAUGGGAUCAGACAGCAGAGCCAAGUGUAGCUGAGAAGGUAUUGAGUAAGCCUCAGUUUGAUGCUGUGGAAAUAAAGAUACCUUCUCAGGAAAAAGUGUUGGCUCGGAGGUCCAAGUUUGGUGAGGAUUUAAUAAGACCAACUCAGGAGAUAGCAGGAGUAGUGUCUGGGGAGGUUACAUCCAGAUGGGAUUCAAAAAAGGCUAAGCUUAGUCAGGAAGAGGCUGCAUUACCUGCCAAAGUAGGCUGGAGGACACCUGACUUGUCAAGGCAAACACUCUCUGUGACAGAAAAAUCGGGUCGACCAGUUUCCUCAACAGUGUCAAUGCGUUCAUCACAGCCCACACCUGGAGGAAGUAAAGAACAGCGGCGUAUGAGAAAGGGGAAAAUAAUUACAGGAUUGGCAGGACUGCGCCAGGGGCCAAUUGUGUCAGUACAUCAUGGGGCAAUGAAGCCAACUGGAGGGCGAGGGGGAGUACUGGACCACCUGGCUCCAGGGUUGAUUAUUACCAGUUUAACUGCACAGGCUGAGCAAAGGGGGCUUAUAAAAGAGGAUCACAAGCAGCUAGAAAGGGGACCAUCAGCACAGAGGAGGCCAUCAGCACAGAGGGAGAUCCAGUCACCUGAUCCAGAACGCUACUGGACAAGAGGCAAAACGGGUGAAAGAGUGGUACUUAUGGGCUACAGAAUUGGACGAGAAGGGAUGUCCUGUUUCUCAAAGACAGAUAACAGGGCAGUAAUGUUUCAGGAAGAGUCUGAUUUAGAGGCAGCGGCAUUACAGCAAGGGCCUGGGUUAGAAAAGGCAGGGAAGCUGUCCAGUCAUGAGCAGCUAGAACAAGUCAAGGAAGAACAAGAUGUUAAGGAGCAGGAGGUUCGGGAAAUUAAUGUAACUGAUGAAAUAGGGCAAGGUCUAGAAGGGAUAGACUUGACAUGGCUUGGGAGACCAUUGUCCGGGGGUUAUGCAGCAUCAAGACCAACUUCUGGCUGGACUGCUGGUCUAGGGUCAGGACAUGGGCUCACUUUAAGAUCGUUGCGUGCAGAAAUAAAGGAACGAAUUGAUAUGAUGGUUGCAGGUCAGGGUGCAUCAAAGUCAGCAGGCCAGGGUGUAUCAAAGUCAGCAGGCCAAAGUCCUGAACCACCAAAAGUUGGAGUGGGAAGAAGGAUGAUUGGGCUUGCAGGCAAGCCAGAGAAUGUACAUUGGCUGAAGAAGGUUCUGGGAUCAGAUGGGACCGUGGAUCCCCUCUCCGUAGCAGGCCGUAGCUCAGACAUAAAACCCCAGAGCCCUACCUUGACAUCAGAACGACGGAGUCCUGGCCUGUUGACUGGGAGGCAGCAAUUAAAAGAUUGGCGGGAUGGUGUGAUGGGAAUUGCAAUUAAACGGUAUAAUGCAAUGAGGCGAGCUAUGUGGGGCGAAGGCCCAGUUGGCUUGCAUGUCAGAGGAGUAAAGAUAGAGAGUAUAGACAGUCUUCCUGGUAGUAGCAUCAAGACUGGUUCCAUUCUGGAACAAGUUGAACGGAAGGUGCGGAGGCUAGAGCAGCAUGUGACUGCUGAGAAUGUGCCAGCAUUGGAGGUAGAGGGGGUUAGCAGGAUCCAGAGAGAGCCAUAGAAUUUCACAAUAGCUCCGUAUAGUGUUGAUGUUAAAGGCGAGGGGUCAUAGAAUAA